AUGGAACUCCAAGACACGUUUUACAGUAAAUCCGAAUACGUAGAAACGACGACUGGUAAUAAAGUGAGUCGACAAGCUCAAAUUUAUGGCUCACAAAAUAUUAUACUGAACGGCAAAGUCAUACUGCAGUCGGGUGUGAUGAUACGAGGUGACCUGGCUAGCGUUAAAAUGGGCCGCUACUGUUUUGUCGGCAAAGGUUCAGUUGUGAGGCCACCGUGCAAAAAAUUCAGUGGAGGAUUUACAUAUUUUGCUCUUCAAAUUGGAGAUCACGUACAUAUUGGUGAACAAAGUGUUAUUCAAGCAGCCAUCAUUGGAUCUUAUGUACAUAUUGGAAAAAAUGUUGUUAUUGGUAAAAGAUGUAUACUCAAAGACUGCUGUAUGAUUGGAGACAACACAGUUCUUGCACCUGAUACUGUAGUUCCUUCAUUUACCCAUUAUUCUGGUUCUCCGGGCAUGCAAAUCGGUCAAUUACCAGUUUGUACUCAAGAUCUAUCAACUGAUUAUACCAAAUCAUUUUAUGAUCACUUUGUUCCGUCUAUUGAUAAUUUAUAG
This is a messenger RNA of Macrosiphum euphorbiae (potato aphid), 552 nucleotides long. The record is from the annotation of a GenBank genome assembly. Lineage: Eukaryota; Metazoa; Arthropoda; Insecta; Hemiptera; Aphididae.